Messenger RNA from Seminavis robusta, 2877 nucleotides. Lineage: Eukaryota; Bacillariophyta; Bacillariophyceae; Naviculales; Naviculaceae. The record is from the annotation of a GenBank genome assembly.
AUGUCCGGUGUGUUACAGACUCUGGUUGACAAUGACCAACUCCGCCAUCUUGACGACGCCAACGUAACUCGCAUUGGGAAUGUGGAUGUGGUUCGUCGACCGCAAGAAGAAGACGAAGAAGUGGCGCUGUGUCACAUUGCGAUUUUGUCGCCUCUGUCUCGUGUGCGAACCAACCAAGAUGCAGAAGAUGGAACCAAGACGACACGUCGAGAAAUUGAGUUUGAAGAUGAGAUCGAGCACAUUGCCUCGGCCAUGUUGGCGAUGGAACACUGGAAUACGGGCAAUGGAAUCAUCAAUCCCGAGCUGGCAGGGAUCCACCAGAAAUGCAACAUUCGAUUUACCACGGAAAUCUUUGAUACUGAACAUUCCGAGAGUGCGGGUGUCGAAGAAGUCAUUGAUAUUGUCAGUCGGACUCCUGACUACAACCAAAACGACAGCAACAACAACGACAACAACAAGCCACUCCCCUGUGCUUUCUUUGGGUCUACGAGAUCUUCUGUUUGCAUCCCCACAGCCAUUAUUACUGGCAUCAAGGGUUACCCACAGUUCAGUCCGGAAUGCACAUCGCCUCAACUCAACGACGAAAAUCAGUUCCCACUCUUUGGAAGACUCAUCAAUAGCGAUGACGGGACAUCCCUGCCCGUCAUCAAGUGGUUACAACAACGAGCAAACGUCAAUCAUCUAGUAGUCUUGUAUCGGACCGAUACCUAUGGUAUUGGCUAUGCCAGAGCCGUACAGAACGCGGGCAAGGAAAUCGCACCGGAUAUGCGCCUGGAACUGAUCUCGAUUCCAUACAAUGGAGUCGUUGAAGAAGACUUUGACAGAGUAAUACAACAACUCAAAGACACACAGCUACGAUACAUUUUCGCAAUCAUAUCCAGAUCACUACAUUACGACACACUCAUGACAAAAGCAUACGAAGCGGGCAUUGCCGGACACGGACAACACACGUGGAUCUUUGCAGACUCACUGGGGACCAAAAUCACAUCGAGAAGCUUCCCUCCUGGAUCACCCCUCCACCUGGCCACGCAGGGAAUUGGAAUGCUCUCUCCGACGGGCGGUAAUCCCGAAAAUCCUCUCUAUGACCGUUACGCACUCGCCUUGCAAGAACUCGACAAUUCAUUCGACUUGGAGUAUAUAAAGUCCAAAUUACCAACCUAUCCGGAUGUCGACGCGGACGAGUAUCAAGCCAUCCUGGAUGACCUCUAUGUCGGAUCACCUGCCGAAACCUUUUCCCCCAUGGCCUAUGACACCAUUGUGGCGCUGGGGCUGGGGGCCUGCACGGCCAAUGAGUUGUCCGAAGGAGCCUACUUUGAUGGUCCACAGCAUUUCCAUGCGACCGUGAACCGGCAAUUCCGGGGAAUAUCAGGGAACAUUGUGCUGGAUAAAACAACGGGGUCCAGAGAUCCAGAGUCGGCAAUCUUCAACUUGCUCAACUUUGUAGUCGACACACACUACGUACCGGAUGACGAUGAUGGCGCCAACAGCAUCAGCUUCAAGGGGGUCCUUGCCGAAACAUUUGAUGAUGGGGUUUGGGUGGAACUACAGCCGUUUACAUACAAUGACGGGUCCACCAUUGCACCACCCGAUCUGCCAGAACAAGAAAUUGACUACAACUUUAUUGGGAGACCGCUCCGAGCUGUUGGGUUGUCACUGUCGGCCUUUAUUAUUUGUCUGUCGAUUGCGUUUGCGCUAUGGACACGGAUGAAACGAAAAACUCGAGUUGUACGGGCUUCACAACCAAUUUUCCUGCUGCUGAUUUGUCUCGGGACGUUGUUGACGGGCGCGGCCAUUAUUCCUUUGAGCAUUGAUGAUGAAAUCGCAUCCGUGCAAGGUUGCAAUAUUGCAUGCAUGUCAACCUGGUGGUUGAUUGGCGUGGGAUUCCCAAUCGCAUUCAGUGCCUUGUUUACAAAGACUUACAGAAUCAAUCGACUGGUCUCAGUGGGGACACGUUGCCAGCGGGUUCAAAUUGGUGCUGGGGAUGUAAUGACGCCCAUGGUGGUUUUCAUAGGAGUCAAUGCCCUUAUCCUGACCCUGUUCACAAUACUAAGUCCUCUCCAGUGGACGAGAAAGACGAUUUCUGAGGACAUGUUUGGGCGACCAAAUGAAUCUUAUGGGUAUUGUGGGUCAGAAUGGGCUCUUCCAUUUGUCAUUACGCUGGUGUGUUGCAACCUCGGUGGGCUUGUCGUUGGAGUUGUCCAGGCGUACAAGGCCCGGCACCUCAGCACAGACUUUGCUGAAAGUGAAUAUAUUGCAAUGGCAAUGGUUUUGCUGCUUGUAGUCGGCUUCAUUGCCAUACCGGUCGCCGUUAUUGCAGAAGACAACCCAGGGGCUUUCUUCUUUGUGAUAACUGCUCUCAUCUUUGUCUGUGCAGUAUCGCUCCUCCUACUCAUCUUCCUACCAAAGGUGAGGUCCGUCAGUGUGGGACCAUCGAUGCGAACGUCCAUGUCCUCGAAGCGGGACCUUCGCUUGUCCAUGCGCCAGCAACGACCCUUGAGUUCCAGUCUUUCCCUAGAACCAUCAUCUGGGAUGGCGUGUGUUGAUACAGAACAGCUUGUUCCUAGAAUUGACAGAGAGAAUAAAGCGUUACGCAACCUGACAGCUGCACUGAAGGAGAGGAUUCAGUUUUUGGAGGCAGAAAGCCACUUGAAUUCAGCAGCAUCCCCAGACCGCAGAAGUGUGCUGACAGACAGCGCCACCAAGAUGGAAUCAUUUCGGGAAGAUGGCAUCAAAGUUCACGACAAAAGACAGUCACUACAAGAUGUCCAAACAGAGAACAGAAGGCUGCGGAGUACGAGGAAGGAACUGGAAAAGCGCCUUGGUGAUUUAGAGAAAAAACACAAGUCGUAUGACACAGCCUUGCUGGAAUUACCAUAA